AUGGCCUGUAGACUGUCCCUUACAGAGGAGGAUUUCUAUUGCCCCAUCUGCUAUGACAUCUUCAGGGAUCCCAUUCUCCUACCCUGCUCUCACAGCAUCUGUAACAGCUGCGUGAAAACCUUCUGGAAUCGGCGAGGAACUCAAGAGUGUCCCAUCUGCAGAACUGUGUCCUCCAACCCUAACCCACCCAUAAACAUCGUGCUGAGAAACAUGUGUGAUCUGAUGAGAGAAACAACAACUCAGGAGCCUCCUGUAGAGACGGUGGAGUUCUGUAGUCUUCAUGGGGAACCUCUUACUUUCUUCUGCACUGAAGAUCAAGAACUAGUUUGUGGGAAAUGCAGAAAUGCCAAAUCGCAUAAGAACCACCACAUCCGUUCAACAGCAGACGCGUCACAGGAACUCAGGCAAGAGCUCCAGCUGAAACUAAAGGCCUUUCUGGAGAAACUCAGAGUCUACGAACGAAUUAAACAGUCCUGGGAUGAAACAGCAGAGUAUAUUAAAAAGCAGAGCCAACACACCGAGACCCAAAUUAAAGAGGCGUUUGACAAGCUUCACCAGUUUCUAGAAACUGAAGAGGCAGCCAGGACGACUGCGCUGAAGAAAGAAGAGGAGCAGAAGAGUGAGAUAAUUAAGAAGAAGAUUGAGGAGAUUAGAUCAGGGAUGUUAUCUCUCUCACACAUUAUUGAGUCUAUCGAAGAUCAACUGAGAAGGAAUGACUUCACAUUUCUUGUGAACGUCAAGGCUACAACUGAAAGAACAAAGUGUACACUGCGGGAUCAGACCAGACCUUCAGGAAUGCUCAUCAAUGUAGCAAAACAUGUGGGUAACGUAACCUUUGACGUAUCCAAGAAACUACAAGCCAACGUCCGAUACACCCCAGUAACCUUUGACUCCAACACCGCCCAUCCUUAUCUGAACGUGUCGGAUGAUCUGACCAGUAUAACUUACACUGACGAGCACUUCCAACAGCUUCCAGCAAACCCAGAGAGAUUCGACGGCUACACAAGCAUUCUAGGUUCUGAGGGCUUUAACUCGGGGACUCACUGCUGGGACAUCGAGGUGGGCGACAGCACAGCCUGGGCCGUGGGAGUGAUCACAGAGUCCGCGUACAAACACAGACAGACCCCCUCCAAAACGGGCUUGUGGUAUGUGGGCUUCUGCAACGGUAAAUAUGGGAAAGGCUAUUCUCCAGAGAUCCUCACCCUUCUACGGGUCACCCAGAGAAUUCAGAGGAUCAGGGUGCAGCUGGACUGGGACAAGGGCAAAGUCACAUUCACUGACUCAGCUCGUAAUAUCGGCCUGCAUGUGUUUAAACACACGUUCACUGAGAGAGUGUUCCCUUACUUUUAUAGUCACUGUAUGCAACAUCCAAUGAGGAUCAUACCGAUAAAGACAACUGUGGAAACACACAUUUAGAGCCAAUACCACUUUUAAGCUGGUGAAGUUAAACUGAUAGGUUAACUAUGAUAUCAAUAAUACAGCAAUAUAA
Messenger RNA from Sinocyclocheilus rhinocerous, 1489 nucleotides. It is a transcript of the gene trim35-30, whose product is annotated as tripartite motif containing 35-30. The coding region runs from base 1 to 1416 and encodes 471 amino acids. Gene Ontology annotation, molecular function: protein binding; zinc ion binding. NCBI's taxonomy places the organism in Eukaryota, Metazoa, Chordata, Actinopteri, Cypriniformes, Cyprinidae. The record is from RefSeq and is a predicted model, not a curated record. The transcript has 6 exons.